AUGACCUCUUCCACGGCGCGUGUCCUGCCGGGCCUGAGGACCUCUUCCACGGCGCGUGUCCUGCCGCGCCUGAGGACCUCUUCCACGGUGCGUGUCCUGCCGGGCCUGAGGACCUCUUAUACUUGCGCGUGUCCUGCCGGGCCUGAUGACCUCUUCCACGGCGCGUGUCCUGCCGGGCCUGAGGACCUCUUCCACGGCGCGUGUCCUGCCGCGCCUGAGGACCUCUUCCACGGCGCGUGUCCUGCCGGACCUGAGGACCUCUUCCACGGCGCGUGUCCUGCCGCGCCUGAGGACCUCUUCCACGGCGCGUGUCCUGCCGGGCCUGAGGACCUCUUCCACGGCGCGUGUCCUGCCGGGCCUGAUGACCUCUUCCACGGCGCGUGUCCUGCCGGGCCUGAGGACCUCUUCCACGGCGCGUGUCCUGCCGGACCUGAGGACCUCUUCCACGGCGCGUGUCCUGCCGGGCCUGAGGACCUCUUCCACGGCGCGUGUCCUGCCGGGCCUGAUGACCUCUUCCACGGCGCGUGUCCUGCCGGGCCUGAGGACCUCUUCCACGGCGCGUGUCCUGCCGCGCCUGAGGACCUCUUCCACGGCGCGUGUCCUGCCGGACCUGAGGACCUCUUCCACGGCGCGUGUCCUGCCGCGCCUGAGGACCUCUUCCACGGCGCGUGUCCUGCAGGGCCUGAGGAAUUCUUCCACGGCGCGUGUCCUGCCGCGCCUGAGGACCUCUUCCACGGCGCGUGUCCUGCCGCGCCUGAAGACCUCUGCCACGUGCACGUGUCCUGCCGCGACUGA
This is a messenger RNA of Bacillus rossius redtenbacheri, 795 nucleotides long. Its product is annotated as sialidase-like. The record is from RefSeq and is a predicted model, not a curated record. Bases 1 to 795 code for a protein of 264 amino acids. The transcript has a single exon. Lineage: Eukaryota; Metazoa; Arthropoda; Insecta; Phasmatodea; Bacillidae.